AUGUGGAAGUCCCCAGGAGCCAUGAACAAAGGUUCACUCGAACCCCAAACAAAGGUACGCUUAUCCAAUGGUAUGCUUAUCCGCUUAUCCAAUGGUAUGCUUAUCCAAUGGUAUGCUUAUCCAAUGGUACGCUUAUCCAAUGGUACGCUCAUCCAAUGGUACGCUCAUCCAAUGGUACACUUAUCCAAUGGUAUGCUUAUCCAAUGGUAUGCUUAUCCAAUGGUAUGCUUAUCCAAUGGUAUGCUUAUCCAAUGGUAUGCUUAUCCAAUGGUACGCUUAUCCAAUGGUAUGCUUAUCCAAUGGUAUGCUUAUCCAAUGGUACGCUCAUCCAAUGGUAUGCUUAUCCAAUGGUACGCUCAUCCAAUGGUAUGCUUAUCCAAUGGUACGCUUAUCCAAUGGUAUGCUUAUCCAAUGGUACGCUUAUCCAAUGGUACGCUUAUCCAAUGGUAUGCUUAUCCAUGGUACGCUUAUCCAAUGAAAGCCUUCGACACCGUACCCCGCAGCAGACUAGUACCCAACAUGGAGAAUGAAGCAGGAAUGCCCUUAGACACCGUACCCCGCAGCAGACUAGUACCCAGCAAAGAGAAUGAAGCAGGAAUGCCCUUAGACACCGCACCCUACAGCAGACUAGUACCAACAUGGAGCAAAGAGAAUGCCCUUAGACAGCAGCAGACUAGUACCCCUGGAGAAUAUGACACCGCACCCUACAGCAGACUAGUACCCAGCAAAGAGAAUGAAGCAGGAAUGCCCUUAGACACCGCACCCUACAGCAGACUAAUACCCAACAUGGAGAAUGAAGCAGGAAGUGAUAGUGAAUUACUUUAUGCCGAUUGGCACGGAAUAGUGAUCUGGAAGAGAAACAUUAUCUUUGUGUCUCCAGGGGUUCGAGGAGCUGAUAGUGAUCUGGUCCUCGAGCUGCUGAUAAUACUCAGCAAGUACGUCAACAACAAGUGCGUCAACAACAAGUACGUCAACAACAAGUGCGUCAACAAUUACGUCAACAACAAGUGCGUCAACAACAAGUGCGUCAACAGUAAGUGCGUCAACAACAAGUACGUCAACAACAAGUGCGUCAACAACAAGUGCGUCAACAGUAAGUGCGUCAACAACAAGUGCGUCAACAACAAGUGCGUCAACAACAAGUACGUCAACAACAAGUGCGUCAACAGUAAGUGCGUCAACAACAAGUGCGUCAACAACAAGUGCGUCAACAGUAAGUGCGUCAACAACAAGUACGUCAACAACAAGUGCGUCAACAGUAAGUGCGUCAACAGUAAGUGCGUCAACAAGUGCGUCAACAAGUGCGUCAACAGUAAGUGCGUCAACAGUAAGUGCGUCAACAACAAGUGCGUCAACAACAAGUGCGUCAACAACAAGUGCGUCAACAACAAGUGCGUCAACAGUAAGUGCGUCAACAACAAGUACGUCAACAACAAGUGCGUCAACAGUAAGUGCAUCAACAAGUGCGUCAACAAUAAGUACGUCAACAGUAAGUGCGUCAACAACAAGUGCGUCAACAGUAAGUGCGUCAGCAGUAAGUGCGUCAACAGUAAGUGCGUCAACAGUAAGUGCGUCAACAACAAGUGCGUCAACAGUAAGUGCGUCAACAACAAGUGCGUCAACAGUAAGUGCGUCAACAGUAAGUGCGUCAACAGUAAGUGCGUCAACAGUAAGUGCGUCAACAGUAAGUGCGUCAACAACAAGUGCGUCAACAGUAAGUGCGUCAACAGUAAGUGCGUCAACAACAAGUGCGUCAACAGUAAGUGCGUCAACAACAAGUGCGUCAACAACAAGUGCGUCAACAGUAAGUGCGUCAACAGUGAGUGUGUCAACAACAAGUACGUCAACAUCAAGUGCGUCAACAAGUGCGUCAACAGUAAGUGCGUCAACAGUGAGUGUGUCAACAACAAGUACGUCAACAGUAAGUGCGUCAACAAGUGCGUCAACAUCAAGUGCGUCAACAACAAGUGCGUCAAAAACAAGUGCGUCAACAACAAGUACGUCAACAACAAGUGCGUCAACAGUAAGUGCGUCAACAACAAGUACGUCAACAACAAGUACGUCAACAGUAAGUACGUCAACAACAAGUACGUCAACAACAAGUACGUCAACAGCAAGUGCGUCAACAUCAAGUGCGUCAACAUCAAGUACGUCAACAACAAGUGCGUCAACAGUAAGUGCGUCAACAACAAGUACGUCAACAACAAGUGCGUCAACAACAAGUGCGUCAACAACAAGUACGUCAACAGUAAGUACGUCAACAACAAGUACGUCAACAACAAGUGCGUCAACAACAAGUGCGUCAACAACAAGUGCGUCAACAACAAGUGCGUCAACAACAAGUGCGUCAACAAGUGCGUCAACAACAAGUGCGUCAACAAGUACGUCAAUAAGUGCGUCAACAACAAGUGCGUCCACAGUAAGUACGUCAACAGUAAGUGCGUCAACAUCAAGUGCGUCAACAACAAGUGCGUCAAAAACAAGUGCGUCAACAACAAGUACGUCAACAACAAGUGCGUCAACAGUAAGUGCGUCAACAACAAGUACGUCAACAACAAGUACGUCAACAGUAAGUGCGUCAACAACAAGUACGUCAACAGUAAGUACGUCAACAACAAGUACGUCAACAACAAGUACGUCAACAGCAAGUGCGUCAACAACAAGUGCGUCAACAAGUGCGUCAACAACAAGUGCGUCAACAAGUGCGUCAACAACAAGUGCGUCAACAACAAGUACGUCAACAACAAGUGCGUCAACAACAAGUGCGUCAACAACAAGUGCGUCAACAACAAGUGCGUCAACAACAAGUGCGUCAACAACAAGUGCGUCAACAACAAGUACGUCAACAACAAGUGCGUCAACAGUAAGUGCGUCAACAACAAGUACGUCAACAACAAGUACGUCAACAGUAAGUACGUCAACAACAAGUACGUCAACAACAAGUACGUCAACAGCAAGUGCGUCAACAUCAAGUGCGUCAACAUCAAGUACGUCAACAACAAGUGCGUCAACAGUAAGUGCGUCAACAACAAGUACGUCAACAACAAGUGCGUCAACAACAAGUGCGUCAACAACAAGUACGUCAACAGUAAGUACGUCAACAACAAGUACGUCAACAACAAGUGCGUCAACAACAAGUGCGUCAACAACAAGUGCGUCAACAACAAGUGCGUCAACAACAAGUGCGUCAACAACAAGUGCGUCAACAAGUGCGUCAACAACAAGUGCGUCAACAAGUACGUCAAUAAGUGCGUCAACAACAAGUGCGUCCACAGUAAGUACGUCAACAGUAAGUGCGUCAACAUCAAGUGCGUCAACAACAAGUGCGUCAAAAACAAGUGCGUCAACAACAAGUACGUCAACAACAAGUGCGUCAACAGUAAGUGCGUCAACAACAAGUACGUCAACAACAAGUACGUCAACAGUAAGUGCGUCAACAACAAGUACGUCAACAGUAAGUACGUCAACAACAAGUACGUCAACAACAAGUACGUCAACAGCAAGUGCGUCAACAACAAGUGCGUCAACAAGUGCGUCAACAACAAGUGCGUCAACAACAAGUACGUCAACAACAAGUGCGUCAACAACAAGUGCGUCAACAACAAGUGCGUCAACAACAAGUGCGUCAACAACAAGUGCGUCAACAACAAGUGCGUCAACAACAAGUGCGUCAACAACAAGUGCGUCAACAACAAGUGCGUCAACAGUAAGUACGUCAACAUCAAGUACGUCAACAUCAAGUACGUCAACAACAAGUACGUCAACAAAUACAUCAACAGGUACGUCAACGUUAAGUACGUCAUCAAGCACAUCAACAAAUACGUCAUCAAGUACGUCAACAACAAGUACGUCAACAGCAAGUACAUCAACAAAUACGUCAUCAAGUACAUCAACAAAUACGUCAUCAAGUACGUCAACAACAAGUACGUCAACAGCAAGUACAUCAACAAAUACGUCAUCAAGUACAUCAACAAAUACAUCAACAAGUACGUCAGCGUCAAGUACGUCAGCGUCAAGUACGUCAGCGUCAAGUACGUCAGCGUCAAGUACGUCAGCGUCAAGUACGUCAACGUCAAGAACGUUUACUCACUCUCCAGUCUCAUUCUCAGAAUUUCAUUUCGUGUUAUUGAUUUCCAGUUCUGUUGA
Molecule: messenger RNA, 4146 nt
Organism: Procambarus clarkii (red swamp crayfish)
Lineage: Eukaryota; Metazoa; Arthropoda; Malacostraca; Decapoda; Cambaridae
Source: RefSeq, a predicted model, not a curated record